AUGGCGUACUCCACCACCACGGUGGCCCUGCAGGUCGUCGGCCUGCUGCUCGUGCUCACAGCCGCUGCUGCCUCCGCCACCACCGGGUCCGCCGCCCACGUCAACACGUCGUGUGUCACCGGCAGCGCCGGCGCCACCGUGAGCAUCGGCUACGGCGGGGCAAGGGCCAGCGCCGGCGCCGGCGUGUCCCUCGGUUCCGGCGUGUACCAGGCGACCUGCCCCCGCGCCGAGGAGAUCGUCCGCGCGGCCGUCGAGAGGGCCGUCGCCGCCGACCCGCGCAUGGCGGCGUCCCUCCUCCGCCUCCAUUUCCAUGACUGUUUCGUCAACGGCUGCGACGGCUCCGUGCUCCUGGACGACAAGCCGCCAUUCUUCGUCGGUGAGAAGACGGCCGUGCCCAACGCCAACUCCCUUAGGGGCUUCGAGGUCAUCGACACAAUCAAGGCCGAGCUGGAGCGAGAGUGCCCAGAGACAGUCUCCUGCGCCGACCUCCUCGCCAUCGCCGCCCGUGACUCCGUCGUGGUGUCCGGCGGGCCGAGCUGGGAGGUAGAGGCCGGCCGGAAGGACAGCCGCACCGCCAGCCUUCAGGGCGCCAACACCAACCUCCCGGCGCCGACGUCCGGCGUCGCCACCCUCGUGCAGAAGUUCAGGAACGUCGGCCUCUCUGCCAAGGACAUGGUCGCCCUCUCAGGCGCGCACACCAUCGGGAAGGCACGGUGCACCUCGUUCAGCGCGCGCCUCUCCGGCGCCCGCGUAUCGGCCGGCGCCGUCGGGGCGUCCAAGGACCUGACCUUCCUGCAGUCGCUGCAGCAGCUGUGCUCGGGAUCGGCGGGAUCGGCGCUGGCGCACCUGGACCUCGCCACCCCGGCCACCUUCGACAACCAGUACUACAUCAACCUGCUCUCCGGCGACGGCCUGCUGCCGUCCGACCAGGCGCUAGCGGCGUCGCCGGCAGGCGCCGUGCCCGGGACAGACGACGACGACGUCGCCAGCCUCGUGGCCGCCUACGCGUUCGACGCGUCCGUCUUCUUACAGGACUUUGCGGAGUCCAUGCUGCGUAUGGGGAGGCUCGCGCCAGGCGGUGGCGACGACGGCGAGGUCCGCGUGAACUGCCGCGUGGUGAACAGCUCCAGCUAG
This is a messenger RNA of Panicum hallii, 1134 nucleotides long. Its product is annotated as peroxidase 40. Gene Ontology annotation, molecular function: peroxidase activity; heme binding. The transcript is spliced from 3 exons. Gene Ontology annotation, biological process: response to oxidative stress; hydrogen peroxide catabolic process. Bases 1 to 1134 code for a protein of 377 amino acids. NCBI's taxonomy places the organism in Eukaryota, Viridiplantae, Streptophyta, Magnoliopsida, Poales, Poaceae. The record is from RefSeq and is a predicted model, not a curated record.